Messenger RNA from Setaria italica (foxtail millet), 2403 nucleotides. RefSeq names its product double-stranded RNA-binding protein 2. The coding region runs from base 511 to 2139 and encodes 542 amino acids. Gene Ontology annotation, molecular function: double-stranded RNA binding. The record is from RefSeq and is a predicted model, not a curated record. The transcript is spliced from 5 exons. Lineage: Eukaryota; Viridiplantae; Streptophyta; Magnoliopsida; Poales; Poaceae.
GGAGAGGGAGAGCGCAGACAAAGAAAGGCUCCCCACGAAAGCAACACGCCCCCUUCCCAAUCUCGUAAUCAUACUACUGCUGCCACUGUUACCCCUAAUGCUCCCAGCUUAGCUGCUUCGUCUCGUCGUCUCGCAGUCGUAGUCGGCAGCAGUAGGCGGAGAGAGUCGCAGAGAGGCAAGCGGAGGCUGCGUCGCAGCAACUCGCGCCUCGAUCCCACGAACCCCCACCCGGAAGGAGAAUCAUCUUUGUUUCUGGAGAAAAGGGAAAUCUUUAUUCUGAGGGGCUCAUUGGUUCAUCUCCUCCUUUGCCUUGCUGAUUGCCUCUGUUGGAGCUGCAGAGGGAGAGGGGAGGACGAAUCAGGAAGGUGUUUGCAGUGGGUACAGCGGCAGUUAUUGUUCCAUCUUAUCUGCUGCAGCAAGUGGAAGCCAAGGGUUUACCAAGGGCUAGGAGAGUAUGGGAAGAAGCGGCUAUCAAGUCUGAGGCUUAGCUUGGCACAUCAGUUUGGCGGCAUGUACAAGAACCAGCUCCAGGAGCUUGCUCAGAGGAGCUGCUUCAAUCUACCGUCCUAUGCGUGCAUCCGGGAGGGACCAGAUCAUGCACCCCGGUUUAAGGCCACAGUUAAUUUCAAUGGAGAGACAUUUGAGAGCCCAGUGUUUUGUUCUACUUUGCGGCAGGCAGAGCAUGCGGCGGCUGAGGUAGCGCUCAAUGAGUUAUCAAAAAGGGGGCCUUCAUCAACACUGGCCGCCAAAGUUCUGGAUGAAACCGGGAUAUACAAGAAUCUACUUCAGGAGACUGCUCAUCGAGCUGGCUUAAAACUUCCAGUGUACACUACUGUUAGAUCGGGGCCAGGUCACACACCUGUGUUCACAUGCACAGUGGAGUUGGCAGGAAAGACAUUUACUGGCAAUCCUGGCAAGACCAAGAAGCAAGCUCAAAAAAAUGCUGCAAUGGCUGCCUGGUCUGAACUAAAGCAACUGCCCCGGGUAGGUGAGCCGUCGUCCUCAUCAUGUCCAUCUGAUCAGGAUGAUGAGGAGCACGAACAGGCCAUAGUUACUCGUACUCUUGCAAGCUUGAACCUGGCAAAUGGCGGCAAGACGCUACAUCAAAAGGAAAAACAGCAAAGCAAUAACCGUCCAUCAUCACGAAGAUCUUAUGCUAAACCAAACCCGUCGUCAUACCGAUCACAUUUACCAAACCAGGCUUAUCCUAGUGUUCCACCGGAGCAAGCAAUGUACCAUAUGUGGCACCAGGUGCAAGCAACACAACCAGCACCUCGUUUUCCAAUGGUACCAUCUCUGGGUAAUACGAGGUUCCCACCAGCAGCAGCUUUGCUCUCCAUGUACACCUCACCUCGGGGGCAAUUUGCCACAACUGCCUGCCAAGAUGGAGUAGGUCUUCUUCCAUGUUUUCCUGAAGCUGCUCCUGGCCUCCCAAGGUACUUCUCGCCUUACCCUGUCACCUUUGUGCCAAGAAGUCCUUUGCCAGCUACUGUUCCCAAAAUUCAUGAGAGAAGGCAAGAUCAUGCUGAAACAGUUGAGUUUCCUGAUGCCGCUGUCUUCUCCCAAUAUGGUGAUCAGCACAAGUUUCAAGGGAAAGAAGACUGUACUGGGACUAGUGCUUCCCCUUGUCCUCGCAGUGGCUCAAGCUCCACCGCACAUCCAUCUUUACAGAAGCGGGAUCCGAAUGAAGAAAAAGAAACUUUGGGCAGUAAGCAUGCAGAGCCAAAUAAGUCCCAAGGACAACAGCCAAAGUCGUCACCAUCUUGGGUUAACCCUUCUAUUCCAGCCCAUGGUUCUAUCCAGCGAAAGCAUUAUACUAGCUCUGUUCAGCAUGAUGAUCCUCCUCAAACGAGUCGGUCUUCGUUACCAGAAUUGUGGUCUUCCCGCUCACCAGCUGCGCCCAGAUCUGGAGCAGCAGUUCCUGUAAACUCACCAGUUUCGGGAUACCAGCAGCGACACCCUUGGCUGGCUGCCUCUGUUACAGUCAGAACUGCAGUUCCAGUGUGUUCAGCUAGGCCGAAUGCGGUGAAUACACCUGGUGAAGCAGCUCGAGUACGACCCAUUGCCCAGAACUGCUUGGACCCAGAAACUCCCAGGAAUACGAAUAAUGGAGAAAGAGCCCCGAACAGCGAGCUCUGAACUCAGUAAGCUCCAUGUCUGAGCCACAGUUUUGGUUCUGCUGAGCUUUAGUUAGGUCUGCCACUUGGCAGCAUCUCAGUUUUUGUUCCUCCUUUUUCCCUUCUCAUUUUUUCCCCUGUGUUUUAGUUAGAUUCUGAAUUCUUGUAAGAAUUGUGUGGUAGGAGUCGGUCUCCGCACCGCUUUUAGAUUCUACGGAUAAACUUCCUCCUUGUCAAGAUAAGUGAACGAGUUAUAAUAUAGAUAGUGCGUACAGUUUUUUCCUCG